AUGAACUCAGCACUGGGGCCAGGAGGAAAGAAAGAUUCAGAAUCAUCUUUUAACUCUGAGAAAAUCUGUAAGAAUGCUGCACAGAAGUCUGUUGAUAAUUUAUUUGGAACUUUGGAUCAAAGAGGAAAACAAACAUUAAAUGCACAAGAUGAUAUUGGAGCAAACUGUGACACUAAGAGAGCUGAAAACAGAACCUUACUUGAGGACAGUAGUUCUGAUGGUGAAAAUGAUGAUGAAAUUGAAACUUUUCUCAAACCACCAGUCCAGGAAAUUUCUCCUCCUGACAUCAGGUCACCUGACCUCUUCACUCUUCCAAGUCAUCCCAGGUCUAUAGCAAUCUGUUAUGUGCCAAAUACAAAUUGUGAGAAUGCUGCACAGAAUUAUGUCGGUGAUUUAUCUGGAGCUACUGAUCAAAGUGAAAAACAUAGAUUAAAUGGACAAGAAGAUGCCAUUCUAAAGCAUUGCUUUUUAACUAACUACACAGAUUUGUCAACUGAUCAAGAUUCCUCUAAGGCAGAGAGAGAUCAAGAAAGUCUUGAUGCAAGUGAAAUUAACCACCCACAGAGAAACAGAAAAAUACAGAAAAAGAGGAGAAGGCAACACAGGACCAGAGCAUCCUCCAGUGCUGUGGUGCUCCCAUGUGGUGCCAAGACUCAAGCUUGGGCUGUAGACAUGGUUGAAGCAAAAAAGAAACAAAAAAGGAAAAGUAAUGAAGUGGAAGUAUCCAAAAGCUUAUAUGAUGCAUCCGGUGACAAUCAUGGGGUCAUUCAGCAGAGGAGGAGUGGAAAACCUGGUGGCCAUCUGUUUCCUUUUCUGGAGACCAAAGAUUCUAAUAGGUCUGUAAAGAAAACAUCUAAAGAAAACAAGGCCAAAAGACAAAUUAAGCCUGCAGAUGUUCUUGAUUUUUUAACUCAGUCAUCUGAAACAGCUUCUGAGGAUUCGGAGUUGCCAUACUCUAAUUAUCGGAAUGCUAUUUUUCUCACUGAACAACUUGGCCUGGGAGGUAAAGAUUCUGUUAAUGUUUCGAAAAAAGGUGAAACUCUUCUUUUCUAUAAAAGAUUGCUAGAACUUAAUAGAUAUCACUAUGAACUACUUGCUCAAAAAAAUGAAAGAAGGAAAGCUAAAGUCAGUGGACUACUAAAACUACUGUCAGAAUCCAAAGAAAUACAGUCACAAUUGAAGCAUCAAAAGGAGGAAUGGGAACAAGAACUAUACACUGUGAGAUCUACCCUGAAGAAAGAAGAAGAGAAAAGAAGAACUACUGAUCUGUUAUGUGAAGAGCUUAGGCAGCAGCUAAGAAAAACAAUAGGGCAAAAUAGUAAAGAAGUGGAAGUAAGACAACAACUUGAGUUGACUCUUCAAUCACUGAACAGGGAAUUAAGUGCUCUGAGAAAUGAGUUGAAUCAGGUUACAGAAGAACGAGAUGAUUCUCAGAGACAACUUGCUGUAGAGCAGAAUGCCAGGGCAUUGCAAGAAAGAAUUGCAAAGGAUCAUUAUUCCAGACAAAAAGAUCUGGAAGAGUCUUAUAAGAAAGUGAAAUCUAUGGUUUCUGAAGGUGGUAAAAAGGAAAAAGAUCUGCUGCAUAAAAACCACAUGUUGCAGGACAGAGUUUCCAUCCUAAAACAGGAACUCAGAAAGCUAAGUCAUCAGGGUCAGGAGAAGGAAAGAAAGUAUUUUGAAGAUAUUAAAGUUCUACAAGAAAAAAAUCAUGCUCUGCAAGAUACAAUAGAACAGAAUGAGGAAGCCUCAACAGAAAAGAUAAUCCAAUAUACUAGACAACUUGAUGCUCUCAAAGCAGAAAAUAUUACACUAAACACCACACUGGAGGAUGAAAAGCAAAACAAAGCAAGAUUGGAAACAGAAGUUGAAUCCUAUUGCUCUAGACUAGCUGCUGUUCUGUGUAACCAGGAUCCAAGUCAGACUUCAAGAAAUGAUCUAGAAGUGACUUUUCAGAGAGCAAAGGAUGAAUGGCUUAAUCUCCAGGAUCAUCUGACUUUCCAAGUGUCAAGCUUAAAAGCUAGCAAUAAAAUUCUCUCUCAACAACUUUUUAAGGCAGAAAGUAAAUCCAAUAGCCUAGAAACUGAACUCCAACACACAGGAGAUGCUCUGAGACAGAAGACUUCGACUGUGGAAUGUUUACAAAAGGAACUGUGCAGAAUCCACUGUCAGAAGAAGGAACUUGAACGGGAGUAUGACAAUCAACAAAAUCUUUUGAAUGAACAUAUUAGAAAGCAGGAGUCUUUAGAGGGGCAGCUGUCUGAGAUACAAAAUGAAAACGUUUUGCUUCAAUGCCAGCUGGAUGCUGCUCACAGCAAAGCUAGCAAGAAAGAAAAGACAGUGAUGAGUAUCCAUGAUGGGUUCUGGGAUGUCAAAAGAAGAAAUCAAGCUGAACCAGAAGACCAAUGUCUGACCCAAGAAGAAAGAAAUAAGGAGUUAAUUAAUGAAUGCAAUUGUUCAAAACAAACAGUGUGUCCUUGUGAAAAUGAGAAGGCACAAAGAGAGGAACUGGUGAGAAAACUUGAACAAGAAUUGGCUGGUAGUCGAAAGAAGCAAUCCACGGCAGAGGUUGUAUCAUAUUAUCUUAUUAAACUGGAAGAUGAGAGAAGAGAUUUCAAGAAAAAAGUCGAUGAUCUUACCUCAGAAUUACAAAUUGCAUCUUCAAAAUGUCUCCACCUGGAUGCCCAUAAUCAAGUUCUUCAACAGGAGAUAUCAUAUAUGACAGCAACCAGAAAGAAGUGUGGCAAGCUAAAGAAGCAUAACAGUGAAUUGGAACAAGAAAUAGUAAACCUCAAAUCUCACAUAGGAAAAAUGAUGGAAAAAUACGGUCAAGUAGAACAGUCUAAACGAGAGCUUGAAGAAAGAUCCAGGCACAAUCUAGCAGAAAUAUUAAGGGCAGUUGAAUUGUUUUUACAGAAACGUGCAUCUUCUCCCCGGUAUGUGGAGCAACGGAAAGAGAAUGGUACUGCUUCAAUGAGUAACCAAGUGGACCUCAGAGUUAAAAAUCUGGAGUCUGAAUUCUCCAAAAUGAAAAUUUCUCAUGAAGUCUCUAAAGAAGCAGAAAUAGAAAAAUGUAAGGUCCAAAUUGAAUAUCUGAUAUCUGAACUCAGCACAGUGAAAAUGUCUCAGGAGAUGUCUAAGAAAGCACAAUUGGGAAAAUAUGAACCACUCUUCAUAGAAGAAGUAAAAGUUAAGAACUCAUUGGAAAAUAAACCAAAAUGGACACAUGAGCAUCCAGCAGUGAAAUUUGGUGCCAAAUUUGUGGAGAAAGAUCUGAACAAACCCUUGUUAUUUACUCUUCCUACAAGGCCAGGCCUGAAUCCACUUUUGGUUGGGAGCCCUAAUUAUACUAGUCUUACAUUCAACAGAAACUGUUUUUCAAGAGAGACCUUUGCAGGUUCUACUUCAAGCCUACGGCCUUCAUUUAACUCUAAGGAGAACUGUUACCUCACCAAAAUGGAAGAGGCUUUGGAUGUGAGUACUGCUGGAGAAGUAGCAGAAGGUAGCAUGAAAUUUGAGUCUGGUCCCAAGGAUUUUCUCAUAUAAGAGCCAAAUCUGAGUCAAAUCAUUGUGAAGAUGGACAGUUCAGUGGCCAGGGUGGAGGCUGUGUGGACAGAGCUCAUCUUUUACGAGUGUGAGGCGCCAUGUUCAAUUCCCAGCUCUACACGUGGCAACGUGCUACUUUGCUCCCUCUCUCACUCACAAAAUAAGAAAAUAGACCUACUUCAAAUUUACUUUUGAAACUGUUACAAACUGUGAUCUACGAACAAAUAUGAUCUGAAUGCGAACCAGUAAGAACUUAUUUACUGAAUUGUUUGCAUAACAUAUUUGCCAUUUAACCAGUGACGUGUGGAAGUGGUUUAUUAAAUAAAAGCAGAUAUUUUUGAAUCCUA
Erinaceus europaeus (western European hedgehog) is the source of this 3890-nucleotide messenger RNA. RefSeq names its product ankyrin repeat domain-containing protein 26-like. The transcript is spliced from 19 exons. Bases 1 to 3543 code for a protein of 1180 amino acids. The record is from RefSeq and is a predicted model, not a curated record. Lineage: Eukaryota; Metazoa; Chordata; Mammalia; Eulipotyphla; Erinaceidae.